AUGUUUUACUGCAGCCGAGAUCCUGCCAAAGCGUCCAACUGUAGUAAAAGUAGCAGCACAUCGGCAAAAUCUCAUGGACCCUAUCACCAACCCUACUCACUGCUGGACAUUACUGCCCGAAUCGUCGCCCAGAAUGAACCAUUCCAGAAGAUCGAGGAACGGUACGACCGGAUCCCGGAACCGGUUCAAAGGCGCAUUGUGUUUUGGUCCUUUCCACGCAACGAAAAGGACAUCUGCAUGUACAGUUCCCUGUCAAGGGUUUCCUCCAUUAACUCGGUGGAAUCGCAAAGCCUUAGCUUCUGUACCGGAUUGAAAUUGGUUGAAACGGGCUGUGUGGAAAACGUCCUUCAGGUGGGCUUCCAUCUAAGCGGGAUCGUGUGGUCACACCCACCGAACCAAAUCGAACGUCACAGCAGUGUCCACAACGUAGCCGGCUCAUCUUCCGGAAGCCGCAAUAAUGAGCUAGGCUAUCCACUGCCACCGGCAAACCAGAAUCUUUACAAUAAUUACCAUCAUCAUAAUCAUCAUCAGCAGCAGCCGCACCAUCAUCAUGCACAUCAGCAUCAUCCUGCCCACCAUCACCACCAGCAGCAACAGCACCAUCCGCAUCCAAACCAUCAUGCACCACCACUGUCACCACCACCGCCAGCACCGCCUAUGGUGCAUCAAGUGCAACCACAGGGUGGUGCUGCUGGGGGUGGUGGCCCGGGGCCGGGAGUCGGUAUCCAGGUGGCUGCGGCGGCAGCUGUGGCUGCUGCGGCAGCCGCCGCCGCUGCUGCCGGUGUUCCGCCGCCCCCGGGUGGCGCACAUAUGGUGGUGGUAGCACAACAGCCAAUCGGUAUGGCUGCCGCUCAGCAAAUGCCUCCGAAUGGGCAGCAGCCUUUCAACGGUGCCAAUAUGGAUCAUCGCGAUGCGUUUAAUAACAUCACGAUCGGUGGACAGGGCGCUUCCAAUGGGUCAGGAAUGGAGGAAAAUAAGAAAUUCAAAGUAUCCGUCAGUUUCGAUCGAUGCAAAAUAACAUCUGUGACGUGCAGUUGCGACACAAAGGAUAUAUUUUGGUGCCAUCACGUGGUCGCUUUAGCCCUGUACCGAAUACGGAAUGCUGAUUCGGUGAAACUACGAGUUCCUAUAUCCGAGACGCUGCUCCAGAUGAACCGGCAACAGUUACAGAAAUUCAUCCAAUACCUGAUCGCCGAACAUCACACGGAAGUAUUGCCAACGGCACAGCGGUUGGCAGACGAGAUACUGCAGCAGCGUUCGGAAAUCAAUUCCAUCUGUGGUGCACCAGAUCCAACCGCCGGUGCAUCCAAGGAUGAUGACCAUUCGUGGCAUCUGGAUGAAACGCAGGUUUGCGAGGCGGUCAAGACGUAUCUUGGCCAGGGUAGCUACUACUACAGCAGCAAGCAUUUGAAUUCACUGUUCGGUAAGGUACGCGAAAUGUUACGUGCGCAAGACUCGAAUGGUGCCCGUAUGCUGACACUGAUUACGGAGCAGUUCCUAAGCGAUCCGCGGCUGGUGCUGUGGAAAAACCAUGGCACACCGAUGACGGAAAAAUGUCGCCAACUGUGGGAUCAACUCGGUGCCUUGUGGGUAUGCAUAGUGUUGAACCCGAAAUCAUCGCACGGAGAACGAAUGCACUGGAAAUCGCUGCUAGAGAAGUGGUCCAAAAGCGAAGUGUGCCCACAGGAGGAUCCGGACUUGCGGACGUCUCCCUCAUCCAGCCGUGAGAGCGUACGUGAUAGGUCGAAUCGGGAAAGAGAGCGCGAUCGAAAUAGAUUCUUUCGCGAGAAUAAUCUACGCAAUAUGAUGUACUACAAUCACCACCAUCAGCCACACCAGCACCAACAGCAACACAAUAAUCAACCUAUCGGUGGAGGUGGUCACGACAAUCCGAAUCGCAAUCACUACAAUCAUCGCUACGGUGCCAUGAAGCAUCGCAAUGGAGAUAAUGCGAAUCGAGGUGGAAAUAAUCAUCACAACGACCAGUACGAUAGCUCCGAGACGGAUUCCGAUUCCGAUGAUGAGAUGGAUGAUGCGAACGAGGACGAAGGUGUUGGUAACAAUGGACAGGACGAAGAGGAAGACGGCAAUGAGAAUGGUGGGGCAAUCAAUGAUCAUGAUGACGAAGAUGACCACCAUCAUGAGGAUGACGAAGCGGAAAGGCGCAGAGUAGACGACAACGGUAUGGAGGAAGAUGUGGUCGAUCAAGUUCACAAUAUUUUACAGGAUAUUAACUUUGCCGAUGGAGCGGAGCCCGGUCCGAGUAGAGAACAUCGGGACGAAGAUGGAGAGGUACGAGACUUCAUGAACCUCAACCUGAUGAACGUUCAAGAAGAAGAACAUCGGUUACCAGAAAUGAUGCCAGAAAAUGACGAUAGCUCGCGAGAAUCGAUGGAUGUUGAUGGGGCUGGUAUCGGUACUUCGUCGUCGAAUGGCGUAGUGGGUAGAGUAAGUGGAACCGUCAGUAGUGGUGUUGCUGGUGGUAGCUCCAAAUCUGGUACAGGAAAUGUGGGCUUCUUCCAGAGUCCAUGCAUCUGUGGGGAGGAUAAAUGCGAGUGCAAUCGACCAGUAUUUUUGGACGAUAUAAAGCCGAAAAAGUUCUUCGAUUGUGUUGCAGCAGCUGGGGGCAGUGUAUCAAUAGCGGCUAGUGUCAGUGCACGUAAUUUCGAUGUAAAUGAAGAUGCCAACCAAGAUUGCAUUGAGCUAUCGAAGGAUAUUGAUAUGACGGUGACGAGUGGAACGGCUACGGUUGGUACAUUGAAGAUGCGGUCGAGCGAUGAAGCAAUUGAAACGAUUGCCGGAGCUUCUUUCUCGUCCUCGUCCUCAUCCUCUUCCUCCUCUAAUUCUUCGAUUUUAACCAUGGUUGAUGAUCACCAGAAAGAUGUAGAGCUGGACUUUGAGAAACCCGGACCGUCGGGAUUAAAUCAUCGCCGUGUCGGUCCUAUCGAUGUAGAAACGAAUCCCUCUUCUGGAAUGUCUUCCAACUCAGCUUUAAAUAAUGAUGCUCGCCGCAUAGCACACGAUGAUUGCGAUGAAUGUGAAGAACAAGGCAAAGACAAACCCGUGUGCAAAAAGUCAACCGAAGACGAUGAUGAAGCGGGACCAAGCUCGAUUUCUUCUUCCCAUGUGGUCAAGAAAACAAAGGAAUCAAAGGACGAUGUCGAUGAAAUGGAUCUGGACCCGGAAGCUGGACCUAGUUCGAGGCGCAUUAGCACGGACGAUGGAUCAGCUGUGGCCGGUGGUUCGGGGCUGAACGGAAAUGCAUCCGUAGAAGCGCGCGUAAAACCGGUAAAUGUUGGUGAUGGAAACGGCGCUGGUAGCGGUCGUCCAUGUAAGCGUCUCAAGCUGAAUAAUGGUUCAUGGGUGAGCAGAAAUGGUAACAAAACACCUCGUACCAUUUUUCAUAAAGCGCUCGAUGCAGUGAACAUGUCAUGGGAAAAUGAACACCUGAAACGCAUCCUAGAGUCCGACAGUUAUAAGCUUUCCAGUCGCAAUUCAGUGCAAAUUGCCGGUUCUAGUAAGGCCCCGGUAGCGAACCAUCCGAGCGUAAAGUCUAACUUCAAUGCAAAUGGUCAGCCGUUAUGGCAUGAGAAGAUUUCUAUGACUGCGGCCAGAAUCGAUUCGUUGCGUUCGCAUGGUCACAUGGAAGCUGCACUCAGAUUGUCGGUCAGCGUUGUACGAACGAUGCGUGAAAUUCAGCGCGAAGCACAAGCACUAUGGCUUCGUCACAAACCAAAGUUACCUCCCACUCAAGCAAGCACUGCGGAACAGCCUGUUCCGGGGCCCUCUAAUUCUGGUUCAGGUUCGUCAAACGCGGCAGGGCCUCGUUGUAAUUGUGGGCCUCCGAAGGUUAUACCGGCAGAGUCAGCAUCGUGCAGGAAAGAGUCCAACGCGACUAAACAUAUGCACCAUUCCCUGUUACCUCCGCUGCCACCACCGUUGCCAUCAUCAUCUUCCGCUUCAAUUCAGCAGCAGCAAAUUAUGCAGCAACAGCAUCAACAGCAACAUCCAAGUCAGCAUCAUCAUCAGCAUCAGCAUUUGUUGCAACAGCAACACCAACCACAGGCAUCUACAUCCUCUGGAAUAAAGGCUGGAUGCCAGUGCCAGUCGCACCGUCAUCAGUCACAAAGCUCAACACCCCACUUUCCGGUUCCACCGCCUGCGCCAAUGAUGCCGCCAGAUCUGCAUGCAUCCCAUGCGCCCCCAGUGCCGGCAAUGAAGAAAGAUUGUUCCAAGUGUAUUCAAAUUAAAUGUUACUACGAAUCGGUGGGUUCUGGUGGAUCUUCACUAAAGCAUAAUGGUCCACCGAUGGCUGGUCCCUCGCACGCCAGUGUCAACAAUACCCAUCACAGUCAUCAUCCACCGGCUCCUCCAGCACCGCCAAUGUCUUCGGCAUCGAGUGUCGUUUCCCAGCACCAACGAAUUCAUCGUAAUUCAAGUGGGAUGAUAUGUAGCUCGGCAAAAUGUAAUCAUUUCAUUGCCACCGGUCCUAAUGGUCCUGGAAUAAUUCAGCCGGCUCCACAUGACCUGUAUCGUAAAAUACCGCAUUGCUCUACAAGCUCUUCGCAGCAGGCCCAACAACCUCACUGCAGUCGCGAUUUUCGGUACAUGAAGUUCCCAAAUAUUCCACCAAACCAUCAACACCACCAUCAUAAUCAGCAUCAUCAUCAUCAUAAUCAUCACCAGCAACAACUUCAAAACCAGCACCACGCAUCUUCGGGAGCAGGAAUGAUCGUUCCGGUAGGAAUUCGUCAUCCUCCUCCUCCUGCAUGCCCAGUACCGGGCCCAUCAACAUCCCGAACGCACGGCACAGUCAUGCCUUCAGAAUCGUCGAUGUCCGCCACCAGCACACAGUCAUCGAUAACAGUAACGACGGUCUCAUCACACACCACCUCCGGUAGUUCCAAUGCUGCUGGUUCAAUUGUAACCUCUGCUUCAACCUCUGCUUCAACAUCGAAGUCUUCCUCCGCUGCUUCGUCUUCAUCGUUUCCAACAAAGUGUAAUUGUCCAAUCCAUAAGGAGGAAACAUUGCCACCACCACCACCGACCCAAAGCCACUCGACAGCACCACCACCAUGUCAUCCACCGCAGGAUGCCAACGUUGGACUACCGUCUAUGAGCACAACGGUGUCAUGCUGCGUCAAGCCCAUCUGUUGCUCUUUGGCAAUGGCUCAGCAUCACUCCCAACACAAAACGCAACCACCACUACCUGGACCAUCCUACGUUCCGUCUACGGGGAUGUCAUCGACGUGUGGUGGAUGUGUAAUGCAUGCCAGUGGACCCCAAUCUGCAAUGUACAACAAUGGUGCAAUGUACGGUAUGCCCGGACCUUCCUCUUCGUCGUCUGUUUCAUCGGGACACGGUCAUCAUGCACAACCGUUGGCUUCAAGUUCGAUGUCCAAAACCUUUGAUCGAUCAAUAAUGGGAUCGUUCAGUGGUACCGAUUGCGAUAUAAUGUCUGGACAGCAUCAUCAACAUAAAGACGAUUGUCCUAUGGCGCUUGGAAAGCACAAAAAUGCCAUACCCACGGCAGGUGGAGCAGGUGGUACCGGUUCAGGAAGUCAUAGUAGUUGUACCAACAGCUCUGUUAAUGCUUCACCGGCUGGUCCGAGUCGAUCAAGUGCUUCGAGUGGUUCCACGAUAACAUCAUCCGCUUUACUGGAGCCGAUAAAAGUCAACCGAAAGCCAAAUUGCCUUUCGAAAUGCAUCGAUUGCAGCGUGGGAUGCGAGGUAGAGUUUCCACUUGACGCCAUCGCUUGCAUUUUCGAUUGUCUGACGGAGGCAUCUUUAAUACCGGAGGCAGUUACUGUCCAAAUGAACGAAAUGAGCCGCAUGGCGUAUGAUGCCGGCAACGGUGGUGCUGGCGGUGGUCCCGGCAAUGGUGCUGGAUCUGCAGCACCGGAAGAUAUUAACAUUAUCGCUCCGAAGUAUCGGCACCUACCUAUAGUGGAUUCAACCGACAGGCAUGAGACAUAUUUAACACUGGCAUUUGAAGCGGCCAUUCUGGCGUUAAGUAAGCAACGUAUUAUGCCACAUGGGUUGUAUGCGCAGCACGUAAUCUGUAAGCAGCAGGAUCAGUUAAUACAGCGACUACGAAGCAUCGAUCUUGACUCGGUGCUAGUAGGCAUACUGCGAAAACUUAGCGUCCAACUGCUAGAUGGUGGCCCAACGAGUGGUUUAGGCGAGAUGAUACAUCCUGAAUCGGUGCCAAUGCACACGUUGGCUCGCUUUCUGUUCGCCUCAUUGCUGAAUCAACAUUCAGAUUUGGCGUUCGAGAUAGGACUGCGCGCAAUGCGUUUCCCAAUACUGGAGAAUAUCAACGAAGGUGCUUCGGUGAACGGUAUUGAGCUACAGCACAACAACUUCAUGCAUUCACCCUAUCCGCGUUGGUGGACCCUAGGACACUUGGAGACGCAACAGUGUUCGCUCAGUUCAACGAUGCUGAGUGCGGCUAAGGGUGAUACGAAACGUCUGUCUGCUGUGCUACAGAAUGCCCGACGAAACAUACACAGUUCGUCACAUCUGUUUAAGCUCGCUCAAGAUGCGUUCCGCUUUGCUACACCAGAAAAUGGUCCACGCAGUCAAACUCUGCUCGGUGUAGCAUUCGAAUUGGGCCUACAGGUAAUGCGCAUGACACUCACGUGCUUAAAUUGGCGCCGCCGUGAAAUGGUUCGGUGGUUGGUAACCUGUGCGUCUCAUGUCGGUAUUGACGCCCUAAUGUCCAUUAUGCAAAAUUGGUAUCACCUAUUUACGCCAACGGAAGCAACGGGGCCAGUUGCAACAACUAUCAUGUCACAUUCGACGAUCAUGAGACUGAAUCUUAACUUCCGCCAGCAGGACGAGUUGUCUAACUGUGCCCGUACGUUGGCACUACAGUGUGCCACAAAAGAUCCACCAAACUGUGCCCUGAAUGCGCUGACGUUAUGCGAGAACGACGCAAUGGCCUUCGAAACAGCAUAUCAUAUAGUAAUAGAUGCUGCGACUCACAUCAUGACAUCUAGUCAACUGUUUACUAUUGCACGAUAUAUGGAACAUCGUGGCUAUCCAGCACGUGCAUACAAUUUGGCUAUGCUAGCGAUGAAAAACGUCCAGCUGGCAUACAAUCAAGACACGCAUCCCGCUAUCAACGAUAUACACUGGGCGUGCGCAUUAUCUCAUUCGCUUGGCAAGACAGAAUUAUCGAAGAUGAUACCGUUAGUGAUAAAGAACGUGCAAUGUGCAACAGUGCUAUCGGAUAUACUAAGACGUUGUAGCGUUCCUACACCUGGGUUGCACAAUUUUGGCGCACACGGAGCAAGAGGUAACAAUUUGAGACAAUGCAUCAAGUUAAGCUAUGAUCGUGAACCGUUAAAUCAGUUACUGGAAGCAGCCGUUUCGGCAUAUGUCAAUACUACACAUUCAAGAUUAUCGCACAUCUCUCCGCGCCAUUAUAGUGAUUUCAUUGACUUCCUCAGCAAAGCGCGUGACACAUUUAUGCUAGCGCGCGAUGGACCGGCCCAUUUUUCUCGUCUAAUCGAAAACAUUACAAUAGCCUACAAGGGCAAGAAAAAGCUGGUUCGGCAAGUUCGACAACGUUUUCAGUUUGUCUAA
Molecule: messenger RNA, 7590 nt
Organism: Anopheles marshallii
Lineage: Eukaryota; Metazoa; Arthropoda; Insecta; Diptera; Culicidae
Exons: 8
Coding region: 1-7590 (2529 amino acids)
Cellular component (GO): Cul2-RING ubiquitin ligase complex
Molecular function (GO): zinc ion binding
Source: RefSeq, a predicted model, not a curated record